Messenger RNA from Elephantulus edwardii (Cape elephant shrew), 1434 nucleotides. It is a transcript of the gene CDR2L, whose product is annotated as cerebellar degeneration-related protein 2-like. The transcript is spliced from 5 exons. The record is from RefSeq and is a predicted model, not a curated record. NCBI's taxonomy places the organism in Eukaryota, Metazoa, Chordata, Mammalia, Macroscelidea, Macroscelididae. The coding region runs from base 34 to 1425 and encodes 463 amino acids.
GCCGCCGCAGCGUCCCCCGCCGCGCGCCGGGCCAUGCGGAGAGCCGCCGGCAUGGAGGACUUCGCCGAGGAAGAGGAGCCCUGGUAUGACCAGCAGGACCUGGAGCGGGACUUGCACCUGGCCGCGGAGCUGGGAAAGACGCUGCUGGAGAGAAACAAGGAGCUGGAGGAGUCUCUGCAGCAGAUGUACUCCACCAACGAGGAGCAGGUGCAGGAGAUUGAGUACCUGACCAAGCAGCUGGACACGUUACGACACGUCAAUGAGCAGCAUGCCAAAGUAUAUGAGCAGCUGGACGUGACAGCCCGCGACCUGGAGCUGACCAACCAGAAGCUGGUGCUGGACAGUAAGACUGCCCAGCAGAAGAUCCAUGGGCUGACGGAGACCAUUGAGCGCCUGCAGGCUCAGGUGGAGGAGCUGCAGGCCCAGGUGGAGCAGCUACGGGACCUGGAGCAGCUGAGAGUCCGCCGGGAGAAGCGGGAGCGCAGGCGCACCAUCCACACCUUCCCCUGCCUCAAGGAGCUGUGCACCAGCCCCCGGUGCGAGGAUGCCUUCCGCCUGCACAGUUCCUCGCUGGAGCUGGGCCCGCGGCCCCUGGAGCAGGAGAAUGAGCGGCUGCAGACCCUGGUGACGGCGCUGCGCGCACAGGUGGGCCAGGAGCGGCAGCGCAGGGAGCGCGCGGAGCGCGAGUACGCGGCGGUGCUGCAGGAGUACGCGGAGCUGGAGCGGCGCCUGGGCGAGCUGGAGGGCUGCCGCCUGCGCGUGCAGGAGCUGGAGGCCGAGCUCCUGGAGCUGCAGCAGAUGAAGCAGGCCAAGACCUACCUGCUGGGCCGCGAGGACCACCUGGCCGAGGCCCUGCUGGAGCCGCUCACGCAUGCCCCCGAGGCUGAUGACCCCCAGCCAGGCAGUGGCGACCUGGGCGCCCAGGAUGGCACCGCCUCUCCAGCCGCCUCGCCAGGGCACGCUGUGCGCAAGAGCUGCAGCGACACGGCACUCAACGCCAUCGUGGCCAAAGACCCCGCCAGCCGGCACGCGGGCAACCUGACGCUGCACGCCAACAGCGUGCGCAAGCGGGGCAUGUCCAUCCUGCGCGAGGUGGACGAGCAGUACCACGCGCUGCUCGAGAAGUACGAGGAGCUGCUGAGCAAGUGCCGGCAGCACGGGGCCGGCGUGCGGCACGCGGGCGUGCAGACCUCCAGGCCCAUCUCCCGGGACAGCUCGUGGCGGGACCUGCGAGGGGGCGAAGAGGGCUCGGGGGACGCCAAGGCGGGGGACAAGAGCCUGAGCCAGCACGUGGAGGCCGUGGACAAGCGGCUGGAGCAGAGCCAGCCCGAGUACAAGGCGCUCUUCAAGGAGAUCUUCUCCAGGAUCCAGAAGACCAAGGCGGACAUCAACGCCACCAAAGUCAAGACCCCCAGCAGCAAGUGAGGCCUCCUC